AUGGUGAAUGACUCCUCCAAAUCGGGUGCUGGCGAAAACGAAAUAUACAAACCUAUAUGGUUUGGAUAUGAUGCUAUAGAUUCUUUUCUUAACCAAGGACUAACUCCGAAGAAAACAAUAAACACAAAGUUGAAUGAUUCGCAUGUACCUAAUGUUCAUUCUAUGCUAGAAGAACAAGAAAAUCAUACAGGUCUUUCUCAUAUUGGAUCCGUUACCACACCGUUUGACAUUUCACCAGUUCCUACAGCUAGAAAACGUACAUCUAAUAGGGGUCGUAAAUCGGGAAAAUCUGAAAUUAUUUCAAGUUCACCUUACAAAACUGAACUGGAAGAAACAGAAAAAAUAACAACUGAAAAGUUGAAGAUACUAGCUAGAAAUGAAGAUCAGGGCAACAUUAAAAACCAAGGAAAAGGAAAAAGUAAGGUGGCUGUAUUUGCACCUGUGUGCGUGGGGGAACACGUCGAGACGUGUUCAACCUGUGGCAGUCGGGCGAGCGUCAGCUUGCGCAUCGGUCACUCGCUCUACGCCAUUUUGUUUUUCGGACGCUCAAGAAAAACGACACUAACGAAAAAGCGAAAGCAAAAAGACAACGAAAGCGGAGAAGAUGAAAAUGAAGAAUGGUUUUGCCUAGUCUGUGUGGAGCCUUAUUCUCAUAGCAGAAGUAACGAGUGCUGGAUUAAAUGCAACAAAUGUCAGCUUUGGGCUCACGAAGCCUGUACUCCACAGGAAGGCAUCAGUUACACCUGUCAUAACUGCGAAUCUGAUGAUUCUGACUAG
Messenger RNA from Diatraea saccharalis (sugarcane borer), 777 nucleotides. Lineage: Eukaryota; Metazoa; Arthropoda; Insecta; Lepidoptera; Crambidae. The record is from the annotation of a GenBank genome assembly.